AACAAGACACAAAUAUAAUGACUAGACCUAUAUAUUUUGCCAAAUCUGCUAGUAUAAUCCACAAAAUAGCAACUGGUUCUCGAUUAAAAUGUUUUAAUGUAUUUGCUAACUGUAAAAGUUACAGUACAACCUCUAAUGUUAAGAUUGUUGAUGAUGAGGACGAGAAUAGUAAUUCAAACAUAAAACAUUUACGAAAUUUGCCCAAGAAUACAGGUUCUGGUUUAUUCAUUGAGUUACCGACUUUCAAACUAUUAAAUAAAUCGUCUUCAAAUUAUUUGGUGAAUUUGCCAAAGAAUUCAAAAUUAGAUUUAAAAUUAAACUCUAUCAUUUCCAUCUACUAUCAAAACGAUCAAAAUUAUUUAAAUAAAGAUAAUAAUCUUGAUUUAAACUUAUCUUUAAUUAAAAAAGAUCCAAAUAGUAACAUUGAAUCUAAUUUAGUGACUAAUUUACCCGUAUCUUUACUAUUUAAUAAUGUCUUGGACAAUUUGAAUUUAAUUGAAAUAAACAGUUCCAAGAAAAAAUUCAAUAAUUUAAUUGUCUUGAAUAAAAGCAAUUUAAUAUCGUAUACUUCAAGUUUAUUCUUAGAUUGUCAAAACAGUUUUUUAAAGAUUAAUGGAUCUGGAAAAAUGUUAAUCAAGUAUGAUUCGAUAAUACAAUUAUUUGAAAAUGAUUCAAUAUUAAUUUCGAAAAACUCAUUAAUAGGUUUGAGUAACAUCAAUUCAAUAAAAGAUUCUUUAAAUUUAUCAAAGUUAAACACUACUUUUAAAUUAAUUGAUUCUUUAAACUUUGGUUUCAAAUCUUAUUUAAAUUAUUUAAUUGAUAUCCAGUCAAAAUUGAACCUUUCUAUUUUUGACAACUUAUUAGCCUUAUUUAAGAAAAAAAAAACUGCAAAAGAGGAGUACCAACUCGAGAAAUUGACAAUAGAUAAUAUUGACACUAAUAAUAUUUCUAGUAAUAAUAUUAAUAACAAGAAACUAAAAUUUAGUGAAAGUAGGCUUUUGGCAAUACUCGGGACAUUAUUAAACAAAGUCAAGUCAAAAAAAGGUCAAGAUAAAGAAUUUUAUCUUAUUCAAGGUCCUGUUGUUUUGUUGAUUGACGAGAAUUUCAGCUCAGUCAUCAAAUGAUAUAUGUAUUCUUCUAUUAUUGAUGCUGUGGAAACACUAAAUUCUAAAUUCGAGGAUGAUUUCAGUCGGUUAUUGUAAAAUCGGUUAGUUAAUUUCAAAUCGUUUGUUAGUCUAUAUAAUUUUUCUCAAUCAAAUAUUUUUGUUUACUGUUUUUACUCUGUGAAUCUUAAUAGAUCUGUUUUUAUACUCCCUAACCAAACUUUUUCUGUUGCCCGAGCAACUCUUUAUUGUAUCUCUUUGAAACCAACCACAGUCCAGCUCAAAAGACAGUAUUUCAUCAAUCAAUUUGGAAUGCAAACAUUUAUCUGUGAGCAAA
Ascoidea rubescens DSM 1968 is the source of this 1440-nucleotide messenger RNA. RefSeq lists its product as uncharacterized. NCBI's taxonomy places the organism in Eukaryota, Fungi, Ascomycota, Saccharomycetes, Ascoideales, Ascoideaceae. The transcript has a single exon. Bases 18 to 1124 code for a protein of 368 amino acids. The record is from RefSeq and is a predicted model, not a curated record.